GAGAGUGUAUCGAGUUGUGAAAUGAUGGCGAGGAAAAAUGGUUCGAAAGCAGAGUCGCGCAGCAGUAUUGUGUUUGACACAAGAACUAAGGCAGUGAUGGCUGCAGAGACUCAGCACGAUGACGUCAAGAGCAAGGUUCAGUCAGUGCGAGAGGUAGUACCAGGCAAGAGCAACAACGAGAUUAUCUUAGUAUUACAGUAUUACGACAACAAUGUAGAGCGAACGAUUCAGGCGUACGUAGAAGAUGGAGCCAAGGAGGCAUUAACACAGUGGCAUUUCUCUGGGAACAAGACAGCAAAUAAAAAGAAGAAAAAGAACAAACCCAAACCGACCAAUCAGCAGCAAACUCAGGGAAAAUCUACCGACCAAUCAGAAAAACCGAGUAAUGAUUCAAAUCAUAUAGAAGAAAAGUCUAUAACAUCGCAACAUUUAGUUAAUGGUAGUCAUGAAGUUCAUAGCAAUGGCGAUGCAACAGAAAUGGCAGCUUCUUCAGCAUCCACAGCCUCCAGCCCUGUGUCGUCAAGCUCAACAGAGCCCCUCCCCCCUCGGCAACCGUUACCACAACGACAGCGCCACCAACACCACCAGUCAGCUCAUGCAGGUACUGGGCAACAAGCUCACAUCACACAUCACCCUCGAGAACGAACAGUCAGUGAGCAGAGUGCAUCCAGUGUAAGCUCUACCUCCCUGAAAAGCAAGAAACCACAUGCAGGUUUAGAAAAAUCAGUCAAGGACUUACAGAGACAGACCAUAUCCAUUGAACGAUUCAAGCGAGUGCUGAAUGAAGAAGUGGAAAGGGGGUGUAAACGAAUAAAGACAGUAUUCGAAGAAAUGAUCCAAGCCUUAAAGGAACGAGAAUCACUUCUCCAAGCAGAAAUGGAUUUGGUUAGAAAGCAAGCCUUGGAGACGUUCGCCGCACGCCAGACCCAGGGGGCAGAUCUCAAAGUGCGAGUUGACCGGGCGCCCUCUCUGAAUGAUGCAGAACUGGCCGAACUCAGAGCUGAAAUUAAGCAUUUUGUAGCUGACAGGAAGCUGGAUGAAGAUCUGGGUAAAACCACAAGGUUUUUGUACGACUCUGAUCACUUACUAGGGGAAAUAAAGAGUUUUGGAGAAGUCGUUCCUGUAAGAUGUGCCUAUACCAAACGCCGUCCGUCCGCAGCAUCAUUGGUUAGCCAGACUAGCGAACCAGCAGCCGACAUGGAUACUAACCCUGCCAUAGCAACCGGAGGAGGAACCUCUUCUACCCUGACGACAACGACAACGACAACACCGUCUUUAUCUACUAAUCCUUCAAGCAGUGGGGCAUCAAAUCACGACAAGGUGAUGGAUGUUCAGGAAGUUGCUGACAUUCAGAGAAGGUUAAAAGAUUCUCUUCGUUUACAGGGCGUCCCUGUGAAAUCACCUCCACCCAGACAAGGGAGACAGCUUACACCCUCAGGUCAGCAAAGAUCAGGGUCAGGAGAUCAUCCAAGGUUAAACUCAGGAGGUCAUCCAAGGUCAGACUCGGGAAGUCAACCAAGGUCAGGUGACCAUGACAGGUCAAAGCCGGGACAAAGGUCAGGAACUCCACAAAGGUCAGAUGGUUCCAGGGCAGCCUCUGGGCCAGGAGGAGACGAGAUGAAGAAGAGUCGAAAUGCCAAGCGGCGGCAGCGACAGCGAGAACGCCAGAGAGAGGUGACCAGUCAGAAGAGCAGCAAUUCUCCCACGCACAACUCCAACCCUAAACCAGCCGGAGCCAAACCAGCACCCUCUAGUGGACCAAAUCAGAACAACGCUCAAAGUGUUAAACGCACCACAACGGGAUCUAGCCCAGCCAACGUGAACGGGGAGCCAAAUGCAUCAGGGGAUGCUUCUCAGGAUUCGGCUGAGCGUGACCAGGUUAAAGGGGCACCAUCGCACAGAAAUAGGCAGCCUACACCCCAUAGCCCGAAAGAAGGCAGUGAUGUUCGUAAGAAAUCCCCGGCAAUUGUAGUGGCCCCAAGAGAGCCUCCUGUGAGUCGGAACAGCGCAACGGUCAGCAUAAACGGAAGUGGCGGUGGAGGAGAGAAGGCUUCUGUGAAAAGGGUCGAGGUCAUUGUCAAUGGUGACGCCCAUAAAAACUGACCCGUUAGUCAGUGCAACGCUGUGUGGAGUGUGUGAAGGAAUUUCAUAGCUCAUGGCGUAACAGGCUGUUUUGAACAAUAAACAAAAAAAAAUGGAAUGUUACAAGUGGUAUUUCAUUAAUGGUAUCUGUACUUUUCAUCUUCAUAAGUUGUAAUACCACAAUGCAUCAGUGUCAAAAACAAACAAAUCAGGCCUAUCCCAUGAUGCAUCAGUCUGAAAAUUCUCCCACUAUGCAUCAACGUUAAGAGCUAUCCCAGGAUGCAUCUGCAUGAACAGCACAUUUUGAGUCAUCUGGGCAGAGGUCUAGUCUUGUGUAUGAGAAAUACUGUGAUGUUUAGUAGAGCCAGAAAAGCAAACAGGAAGAGAGAUCUACAUGUAUGUCAACAUCAGCAUGAAAAUAACUUCUUGUGUGUUUUGGUUUUUUUUUUUUUUUGAUAUUAAAGCCAGUGAUCACAGAUGUAACGCUGGAAAUGUCGAGGUAAAAGUUAAUCGUGUGAACCACGUAACCAUGUGAAGGAGAUUCUGAGGUUGUCGUUUAUCGAAGACUUUACCCAUGAUGCAACUUGCCAGGUCAGGUCAUCAUUAUUUAGACAUUUUGAGAACAUGACAUUAAACUUUUGCGAAUGAGACAGUUGUUAUCUGAAGAUAUGAUCUGAGACCCCGCAGUGUAUAUUUUGAGUAUAUUAUUUUGAGAGACUGUGUACAUGUACUGUAUAUUUUAUCACUUGAUUGACAGUGUUUUUAAUAUGACGUCUUGGCUGUUCUAUAUAGUACUCAGUUGUGAGAUAUACACACCGCCAUGUUGUUGAAGGGUGUGGUAUAAUUCAGUGGUCUGAAUCACUGAGUUAUCUUCCCUUGGACAACAUGCAGAUGGCGCGAUGCCUGUCUUUGUCAUGGGUCAUAACUGUGCAUAGUUUCUCAUUUCAUUAGAUAGCAGGACACAUUUAUCGUUGAAACUCCAGGGUUAGGGAUUGUUUUUAAUUUUGAGUUUAUAUGUAUAGAACAGAAGCCAGGAUAGUUUACCAACCCUUGAAUUAUCUUGUAACAAGCACACUUUUUAUGAGAUGUUCUUGCAGUGUACUGAACCCCCUUUUCUGAAAAUGGUAUGUCCCCCUGCCGAAUAAAACCAUUGGUAAGGAGUAAAAUGUACAUACAUGUACUUACUUUUGUACAUGGUUAUAAGAAGAACAAUUGUCAGAUUAGUGCUCUAUUCUAGGCCAUUGUUAAAAAUAUGUUUGUUGGGUGUAACCUUACCAAAAACCUUCCAAAAAGGGCCAUACUCUUUGGGUAGCAUUUUUUUUUUCUCAUAUUUUCUCUAAAUGUCAGUUUCUUUGUAAUUUGUAUCACUUUUCCUAGCUAGCAUAAAGUAAAACCUUUCCCUGCUCACAUAUAUGUACACUGUACUCUGUUUUGCUGAUAGGGUCAGGUUAUGCCCAUCAAAGAUUUCUGUAAAAAUGAAUCCUAGUUUGUGCCAGGUCAGCUGUAUAUUGAAGCAAAAAGGUAUAUCUUGACUCCACAUGUGGGCCUUAUGAAUAUUCAUGGUGAUUAUUUAAAUACCAAAUUUUCAGGAUAACCUGUCGGUACAGGAUUAUUCCUGUUCAUGAAUAUGCAAAGUUUUGUAAAAAAAAAAAAAAAAAAAA
Messenger RNA from Liolophura sinensis, 3743 nucleotides. RefSeq names its product spermatogenesis-associated serine-rich protein 2-like. Lineage: Eukaryota; Metazoa; Mollusca; Polyplacophora; Chitonida; Chitonidae. The coding region runs from base 22 to 2103 and encodes 693 amino acids. Gene Ontology annotation, molecular function: ubiquitin binding. The record is from RefSeq and is a predicted model, not a curated record. The transcript has 16 exons. Gene Ontology annotation, cellular component: cytoplasm.